This is a messenger RNA of Leptosomus discolor (cuckoo roller), 810 nucleotides long. The record is from RefSeq and is a predicted model, not a curated record. Lineage: Eukaryota; Metazoa; Chordata; Aves; Leptosomiformes; Leptosomidae.
GGAUGCUGGUCAUCACCAUUGCUGUAGCCCUUAAAGGUACCCUUUCCCUAAUAAAGAUGGUGGCAUCUGGUCCCAAGGAGGGGAAGGUCUCUGGAUCACUCCCACUCACCUGCACUGUAUCGGGAGCACCUCUGGAUAGCCCUCGAUAUGACUGGAAUUGUGUUCGUCAGGCCUCAGGAGGGGAGCUACAAUUUCUAGGCUGGAUCUAUCCUUUUGGGAAUAACACAGGCUAUGCCCCACCCUUCCAAGGCCGAGCCACCAUCUCUGCAGAUAAAGAUAAAAACAAGGUCUCCCUGCAGCUGCACGCCCUUACAGCCUUAGACACAGCCAUCUAUUUCUGCGCCAGGCAGCACACAGUAACAGCAACGGAGGGAGAGGCAGCACAGAAAGGGGAAGAACUACUGUGUGUGGCAACCGACAAGCUCGUAUUUGGAACUGGGAUCACUUUUUCAGUUGAGCCAAGUAAUCAAGAAGAAUCUGCCCCAGAAGUCAUUGUACUUAAAUCAAAGGAAGCCAGACAAUAUGACAACAAACUGAACAUGGCUUGUUUGGCAAGGACUUUCUACCCCAAGAACAUCAGCCUUGAUGUGCCCAAGAGUGACAUUGUAUAUGAUCUGAAGACACCUCUUGUCACAUCUGAGGGGAUGUAUAGUACCAUGAAGGUAGUUGGAGUGGAACCAGAUGCAGAGGUGACCUGCAAGGCUGUGCACAAGAGGAACAAGACUACAGUCAGCAUAAUUCUACCAGAAGAGAAAACUGAAGAACUUGAAACGGUUAGUGCUUGCACCAUUACAGAUGCCUCUACAAAAG